Molecule: messenger RNA, 2024 nt
Organism: Capsella rubella
Lineage: Eukaryota; Viridiplantae; Streptophyta; Magnoliopsida; Brassicales; Brassicaceae
Product: protein NRT1/ PTR FAMILY 5.10
Exons: 4
Coding region: 110-1795 (561 amino acids)
Biological process (GO): dipeptide transport; transmembrane transport
Cellular component (GO): membrane
Molecular function (GO): tripeptide transmembrane transporter activity; dipeptide transmembrane transporter activity
Source: RefSeq, a predicted model, not a curated record
UUUUGCGUUAAAGAUAAGAAAAUAAAUAAAAAAACAAAAAAAAAUGGUUGAUUGAUACAAAGAUAUUUUAAGAACUUCUUCGUCAACUGGAGAAUCCGAUUAACCAAAAAUGCCGAUCUCCGGCGCUGAUGAUGAAGCUGGAACUCCAUUUCUCAAUGUUACCGUCAACGGAUCCGUUGACUACAGAAGUAAACCCGCCGUCAGAUCUGCCUCCGGUGGCUGGAGAUCCGCCGGAUUUAUCAUCGGUGUGGAGGUUGCUGAGCGUUUCGCUUACUACGGGAUAUCGUCGAAUUUGAUAACGUAUCUGACUGGGCCACUUGGGCAAUCGACGGCGGCUGCUGCGGCUAACGUGAAUGCUUGGUCUGGAACGGCGUCACUGCUUCCUCUCCUUGGUGCUUUUGUCGCUGACUCGUUUCUAGGCCGUUUCCGUACAAUCCUCGCCGCCUCUGCUCUCUAUAUACUGGGGCUUGGUUUACUGACUUUAUCUGCAAUGAUACCUUCAGACUGCAAUGUUUCUAAUCUACUCGCUUCUUGCUCUCGUCGAUUUCAAGUGAUCACAUUCUUUAGUGCCCUGUAUCUAGUGGCGCUAGCCCAAGGCGGUCACAAGCCAUGUGUUCAGGCUUUUGGAGCGGAUCAGUUUGAUGAAAAGGAUCCUGAAGAGUGCAAAGAAAAGGCUUCUUUCUUUAAUUGGUGGUAUUUUGGCAUGUGCUUUGGGACGUUAGUAACACUAUGGGUCUUGAAUUACGUUCAGGACAAUCUCAGUUGGGCCUUAGGCUUUGGUAUUCCAUGCAUUGCUAUGGUAGUUGCUUUGAUUAUUUUAUUGCUCGGAACCAGCACUUAUCGGUUCAGCAUUCGAAGGGAAGAUCAAAGCCCUUUUGCACGGAUUUGGAAUGUUUAUGUAGCCGCUGUGAAGAACUGGGGUGUAUCAGCUUCAGCUGUAGCUGAUGCAGAGGAGAGAAUUGGUCUUGUGUCUGACAAAAGCUCACAACAAUUUAGUUUUCUCAACAAAGCUCUGGUCGCAAAUAAUGGUUCUUGUAGUAUAGAUGAACUUGAAGAAGCAAAAUCAGUGCUUAGGUUAGCUCCGAUAUGGUUUACUUGCUUGGUUUAUGCUGUUGUGUUUGCGCAGUCUCCAACUUUUUUCACCAAACAAGGAGCCACAAUGGAGAGAUCAAUCACACCGAGUUACAAGAUUUCUCCAGCUACCCUCCAGUCCUUCAUCAGCCUCUCAAUAGUCAUCUUCAUCCCCAUCUACGAUCGCGUACUCAUCCCAGUUGCAAGAUCAAUUACGCAUAAACCAGGUGGAAUCACUAUGCUUCAGAGAAUAGGCACUGGCUUAUUCCUCUCUUUCCUUGCUAUGGUAAUAGCCGCUCUAGUGGAGAUGAAAAGGCUUAAAACUGCUGCGGAUUAUGGGCUCAUUGACUCCCCAGACGCUACUGUUCCAAUGCGAGUGUGGUGGCUAGUUCCUCAGUAUGUUCUCUUUGGUAUCUCAGAUGUUUUUGCUAUUGUGGGUCUUCAAGAGUUCUUCUACGACCAAGUCCCUACCGAGCUGAGGAGUGUGGGUUUGGCUCUAUACUUGAGCAUAUUUGGUAUUGGUAGCUUUCUCAGCAGUUUCUUGAUAUCAAUUAUUGAGAAAGUGACGAGCCAAUCUGGUCAAGUGAGUUGGUUUGCAAACAACCUGAACCAGGCUCAUCUGGAUUACUUUUACUGGCUACUCGCUUGUCUCAGCUUCAUUGGCUUAGCCUCCUACAUGUAUUUUGCAAAGUCCUACGUAUCUAAGAGACUCAACACCCUUUAAAAUGAAGUGUAUUGGUACUCUUUCCUUCUCUCUCUCUCUGUAAUUUUUAAAUAUACUUUCUGCAUACCAAUAAAUACUUAUCAUAUCACUAGCUGAUGAGCAGAUUAGUCAAUAUAGGUUGCUUAGGGAUCCUUAUGAUUCAAUAGAUAUUGAUUUACUCGUAUAGCUUGUAUUACGCGUAUGCAAAUGUAUAGUUUUAUUUGAUAAUGUAUGGUACAGUCUUAUCUUU